Molecule: messenger RNA, 536 nt
Organism: Spodoptera litura
Lineage: Eukaryota; Metazoa; Arthropoda; Insecta; Lepidoptera; Noctuidae
Source: RefSeq, a predicted model, not a curated record
GUCAAACAUUGUCGUCAAAGACUACGUUACUUAUACUUUGUCGUCUUGUUCCAUAAUUCGGUUUUUUUACCUUUACAAUGAAAAUAUUGUUUUUGAUUACAAUUGCCAUCAGUGUUGCACAUGCUCAUAGAGUAAGAAAGGAAGAUAAAUUGUUGUUGAGUCCUGUUGAACUAAUUGAUCUGGUUAGAGAAGAACAACAUAAAAAUAAACCUAUGCAAAUGAAACAAACUUCAGCGACUGUGGGUUAUUCCGAGAAAGUUAACAAGCAAAUAUUGGAACCUGACGAUUCAGAGUAUGAUCCAGCAGUUUCGUGUGAAGACGAUAAAACAUUAAAGAAUCGGAAAAUUUGGAGUCGAUGGAGUAAAUGGGGAGACUGUUCAGUGACGUGUGGCGCUGGUACCAUCACACGCUACCGGCUGUGUGUAGCAGGCCGAUGCGCGCACGGUGAACGAGAAGAACAGCGGAGGCCCUGUGCACGCGCCCCUUGUCAUGCCACUUUCUACAAUAUGACAGACGACCUACGUGAGGUCGAAUAA